Molecule: messenger RNA, 2543 nt
Organism: Octopus bimaculoides (California two-spot octopus)
Lineage: Eukaryota; Metazoa; Mollusca; Cephalopoda; Octopoda; Octopodidae
Biological process (GO): regulation of transcription by RNA polymerase II
Cellular component (GO): nucleus
Molecular function (GO): DNA-binding transcription factor activity, RNA polymerase II-specific
Source: RefSeq, a predicted model, not a curated record
GUUUACUUGGGGCUUUGGCGCCAAGAAGGAAGUAUUUGGUGUUAUUAAAGAUAUUUCACUAUAAAUACAGAUUUAUGUAGCAUAACAGAAUGACAUUGGCAUCACUGAAUUGUGUAUAUCCGAUACAUCAUCAAUAUUUAUUAUCAUUUAAAGACUGAAAGUGAAUCUUAUACAGAAUAGAUAUAACUUUCCUUAUAGAAAUCUGUGGCAAAUUACUGGCAAAUAUUUUUUGUUUAACUGAGAUUCAAAACAAUAAUUCUUUUCUUGACUGUCUGGAAUAUGCACAAGAUUAUUUUGCAUCUGAAUUAAACUUGGAUGGAUUUAUAAAGGAGUUUGUAACCCAUCUCAUAUAUCAACAAGGAUCACAAUAGUAUAAAUAUAUAUUAGCAAGAAAAUAUAUUAUUGAAAAGAUAAACAUCUUGAAAUUGUGGUGAGGAAAGAACAAUGAUGGAAAAUGAAUUAUGUGAAGAUAAGUUUAAGUCUAAGUCACAGAUUGAAAGUAUUGAUUUCCCUAGUGACAUGAAUAAAGAGAAAGGAAAAACAUUACUCCACUGUAAUAUUUGUGGGAAAUCAUUCUCUAAAAAUUGUAACUUAACUAGGCACAGACAUAUUCACUCAGGAGAGAAACCAUAUCACUGUGAGAUCUGCACUAAAUCAUUCUCUGUAAGAGGUGCCUUAAAUCAGCACAAACGUAUUCACACAGGAGAUAAACCAUAUUUUUGUGAUAUCUGUGGUAAAUCUUUUUCUCGAAAUAUUCGUUUAACUCAGCACAAACGAAUUCACACAGGAGAAAAGCCAUAUUCCUGUGAUAUCUGUGGUAAGUCAUUUCCUCUAAAAGAACAUGUGACUAAUCAUAUACGUACUCACACAGGAGAGAAGCCAUAUCAUUGUGAUAUCUGUGAGAAAUCAUUCUCUCAACGUGGCGAUUUAACCAGACACAAACUUAUUCACACAGGAGAAAAACCACAUCACUGUGAAAUCUGUGGUAAAUCAUUCUCUCGAAAUUCUCACUUAACUCAACACAAACGUGUUCAUACAGGAGAGAAGCCAUAUCAAUGUGAUAUCUGUGGUAAGUCAUUCUCUCAUGGAAAUAAUGUAGGUGUACACAAGCGUAUUCAUACAGGAGAAAAACCGUAUCAUUGCAAUAUCUGUGGCAAAUCCUUCUCUCAGAAUGGGGAAUUGACUUCUCACAAACGUAUUCAUGAAGGGGAGAGACCACAUCACUGUGAUGCCUGUGGUAAUUCGUUCUCUCAAAGAAGCCAAUUAACUACACACAAAUGUUUUCAUAGAAGAGAGAAACCAUAUCAGUGUGAUAUCUGUGGCAAAUCAUUCACUCGAAAUGGACACUUAACAAGACACAAGCGAAGUCACACAGGAGAGAAACCUUAUCACUGUGAUAUCUGUGACAAAUCAUUCUCUGCAAGAGGUAACUUAACUAAACACAAUCGUAUUCACACAAGAAAGUAACCAUGCUGAUGUGAUAUCUGCAGUAAGUCAUCUUCUCAUGGAACUAACAUAGCUGUAUACAAGCAUAUUCCUGCAGGAGAAAACCGUAUUAUUGCGAUAUCUAUGGUAAAUCAUCCUCUCAAAAUAGUGAUUUGAUUUCUCACAAACAUAUUCACUCAGGCAAGAAACCAUAUCACUGUAAUAACUGCAGUAAAUCAUCCUCUGAAAGAAGUUUCCCAGCUAAACACAAACAUAUUUAUAAAGGAGAGUGUUGAAGGCCAUGCUUCCUUUCACAAUUCUUUGAUGAAUUUCAGCGUCUAACAAUGAUAUACAAAACUCUUCAUGACUUCUAGCCAUGUUCCACUUACACUGAUGGUAGGCUUAGCGUAAGCUUCUCAAGGUGCUGGUGUGAACAUCACUUAAGUCUUUGUUAGACUAAUAGUGAGUCCAAACACAUUACAAUAUCUAGAAAAGAAAAAUUGUCCAUUGACAGUUGCAAAUCUUCUUUGGAAUGAGCCAUCAAGUCGACAUCACCAUAUUGGAAUUCAUGCAAAAUCUCCCCAAAGAGCUUAGAUUCGAAUCUCAGUCAACUCUUAGAAUCUUAGAUGGAUACCAAUGGUACAUUGUUAAAAAGCAUAAGCAAUAUCAAGAACAAAAUAGAUGGAGAAAAGAGUAGGAGCAAGUAUGUCUCCUUGCUUCACAUUGUUAUCAAUUGAGUCUGGAUCUGAUUGGGUAACAUAAACCUUUAGCACACUGAUUUGCCCCUAGAAUAGUUUCCCUUGUCACUGCCUUAUUUUUGAGGGAACUAAAGACAUGAGCAACUACUGUUUUAAAAUUGUUAUAACAAUUGUAUAACAUAUUGUGUGUACAGGCUUGAUUUUUUUGUAUACUAAUAAAAGAAUGGAUGAAUAUUUUUAUGUAAAGCAUGAAAGAAUAGACAAAAGAGUUGGCCCUCAGAAAUGUACCUCCUUUGGGUCAGUACUUUCUUUAAAUCAGCCAGCCAUGGAUGAUAGUAUCCACCCAGUACAUUGUUUUCUAUAUAACUGUUAGCAUAGUCUGUGUCUUCAUCAUCACCUUGAAUAAAUCCUUUAAAAUCA